This is a messenger RNA of Neltuma alba, 1386 nucleotides long. RefSeq names its product serine carboxypeptidase-like 11. Gene Ontology annotation, molecular function: serine-type carboxypeptidase activity; acyltransferase activity, transferring groups other than amino-acyl groups. The record is from RefSeq and is a predicted model, not a curated record. Gene Ontology annotation, biological process: secondary metabolic process; proteolysis. The annotation marks the transcript as partial. The transcript is spliced from 14 exons. Lineage: Eukaryota; Viridiplantae; Streptophyta; Magnoliopsida; Fabales; Fabaceae.
AUGAAUGAGAUUCUUGUUCUUGCUCUUGUUUUGCUCCAGAUUUGUGCUCAGUUUGCAACUUCUGGUUCACCUGUUCACCGCCUUCCUGGUUUUGAAGGCCCUCUUCCUUUUCAUCUCGAAACUGGGUAUGUGGGAGUGGGAGACUCAGAAAAAGGAGGACAAGUGUUCUAUUAUUUCAUUGAGUCAGAGAACAAUCCACAGGAGGACCCUCUUAUGCUUUGGCUCACUGGUGGCCCUGGUUGCUCUUCAUUUUCAGGCCUCAUUUUUGAAAUAGGUCCGAUCGCAUUCAAAGUUGAGAAAUACAAUGGUACCCUCCCAAAAUUGGUUCGGAGGCCUCAAGCGUGGACAAAGGCAUGCAGCAUAAUUUUUGUAGAUUUGCCUAUUGGCAGUGGCUUCUCCUAUGCAAAUACCCCUUAUCUUCAACGAGGUGACUGGACUUUAGUUAACCAUGCCCAUCAAUUUAUUAGAAAGUGGCUCAUUGAUCAUCCCAGAUUUUUGUCACAUCAAGUUUAUAUUGGCGGUGACUCGUAUUCUGGCAUUCCCGUUCCUGCUAUGGUUCAAAAAAUUUCAAAUGGAAAUGAGAAGGGUAUCCAGCCAUGGAUAAAUCUCCAGGGAUAUGUGCUAGGAAAUCCCCUCACAACAAUGGAAGAAGAAAAUUAUUUGCCCUCAUUUGCUCAUGGAAUGGCGCUUAUUUCUGAUGAACUUUAUAUGUCGUUGAAGAAAAAUUGUAAAGGAAAUUAUAUAAAUAUAGAUCCAGAAAAUAAAUCAUGUCUGAGAGACUUCAACAUUUUACACGAGCUCAUUUCAGGACUUAGUGAAUAUGACACUUUAAAUCCCAAAUGUGAAAUGGCUUUGAAUACGCCUCAUGGAUUUUUCAGUAGAAGAUCUCUGAUCAACAAAUUUCGAACGACCCUAAUUAGUUCUCGCCUUGCAAGGCCACCUUUAAGUUGCCAAAGUUAUGUAUAUUUUCUCGGCUACGAUUGGAUUCAGGAUAACAAAGUUCAGGAGGCACUACAUAUUCGAAAGGGCAGCAAAAGGAAUUGGCAACGUUGUAAUCCCUUCGAUUAUAGUUACGACAUCACCAGUGCCUUUCCAUAUCAUGCAAAUCUAAGCCCAAAAGGCUUUAGAUCUUUGAUUUACAAUGGAGAUCAUGACCCAAUAGUUCCAUUUAUGUCGACUCAAGCAUGGAUCAGAGAUUUAAACUACUCCAUUGUUGAAGACUGGAGACCUUGGCUUGUUAAUGGCCAGGUUGCAGGAUAUACGAGAAGGUAUUCUAAUAAGAUGACAUUUGCCACUGUAAAGGGUGCUGGACAUAUAACUCCGGAGUACAAGCCUGAAGAAUCUUUUGCGAUGUUCAUUAGGUGGAUAUCUAAUACGCCUUUGUGG